UAUAAAAAAGUUCUUGAAAUGAGUCAAUUACGAGGCAAAAUUAUGCAAGAACACAAGUUAAAAUCUAUUGAAAAAACAACAAGACAAAUCUACAAUCUUAAUAUUUUAUUACCAAUAGUUUCUGAUUCAGAAAAAAACUAUUUAUCUCAAGACUCAGAUUUGGAACUUGAUCAAGUUGAUGAUAAUAGAACUAAUAAUGAUAUUUAUUAG
This is a messenger RNA of Dentiscutata heterogama, 210 nucleotides long. NCBI's taxonomy places the organism in Eukaryota, Fungi, Glomeromycota, Glomeromycetes, Diversisporales, Gigasporaceae. The record is from the annotation of a GenBank genome assembly.